AUGUUGCAGGACAACCAGACCAUCGAAGUAACUGGUUCUACAGUAAAAGAAUUUUUUGUUGUGGGCUUCCCUGGGCUUCAACCAGAUUAUUACCACCUGGUGGCUUCUCUUUUGUUCAUCCUCUAUAUAGCAAUAGUGGCAGGAAACACACUGCUAGUGGUACUGUUUGCGAUCACGCCCAGUCUCCAGAAGCCCAUGUAUAUCAUCAUGCUCAGCCUAGCCCUCUCUGACAUAGGUUUCAGCACCGUGGCUCUGCCCAAGGUUGUCUCCAGAUACUGGUUCGGCGACGGUUACACGCCCUUCCACGUCUGCCUCAUGCAAAAGCAGUUCAUCCACUACUUUGGCACCUUAAAUUCUCUCAUCAUGAUGACCAUGUCCAUGGAUCGUUUUCUAGCCAUCUGCUUUCCUCUAAGGUACCCCGUGCUUAUGACCAACCGAACCAUGGGUUUGCUCACCGGUUUUGCCUGGACCUCGUCCAUGAUCGCCCCCGGAAUCACCACCAUUCAGACCUCCCAGAUGCCCUUCUGCGGGCCAAACCUGAUCCUCCACUGCUACUGCGACACCUUCACCAUGAACCGGCUCGCCUGCGCCGACGUCAGCGCGCAGAAUUUGGUGUCUUUCUCAGUGGCCAUGUUCGUGUUGCUUUUACCUUUCUCCUUCAUCCUUUUCUCUUACAUAAGCAUCAUAGUGGCCGUGGUGAAGAUGUCUAACGCCCAGGCCCGGCGGAAGACCUUCUCCACGUGCGGGACGCAGGUGUGUAUCAUCAGUAUUUAUUACGUCCCUCGUUUCUUCGUGUACGCGAUGCCGUACACGAUGCCGUACGCGACUCUGAACGCCGACCAGCGAAUUGCCCUCGCUCUGUUCUACAGUCUCCUGCCACCGCUGGUCAAUCCAGUCAUAUACUGCUUCAGAACCAAAGAGAUCAGGCAGAUCUUUCUGCAGUGGAUUCCGCAGAAAAAUCUGACCGGUCACAAAGGCAACAUUGUAUCUAUUACUCAGUGA
Molecule: messenger RNA, 1002 nt
Organism: Chanos chanos (milkfish)
Lineage: Eukaryota; Metazoa; Chordata; Actinopteri; Gonorynchiformes; Chanidae
Product: olfactory receptor 2AT4-like
Exons: 1
Coding region: 1-1002 (333 amino acids)
Biological process (GO): G protein-coupled receptor signaling pathway
Cellular component (GO): membrane
Molecular function (GO): G protein-coupled receptor activity; olfactory receptor activity
Source: RefSeq, a predicted model, not a curated record